Molecule: messenger RNA, 1580 nt
Organism: Exserohilum turcica Et28A
Lineage: Eukaryota; Fungi; Ascomycota; Dothideomycetes; Pleosporales; Pleosporaceae
Exons: 3
Coding region: 1-1083 (360 amino acids)
Biological process (GO): protein geranylgeranylation
Cellular component (GO): cytoplasm; Rab-protein geranylgeranyltransferase complex
Molecular function (GO): Rab geranylgeranyltransferase activity
Source: RefSeq, a predicted model, not a curated record
AUGGCAAGCCACGGUGUAUCACGCGGUACGGGCCCUGUCGUGCGCUCGGAGGAGGCUCGACAGAAGGAGCUUGAGCAGAUCGCACAUUACAAAGAACUAGUAGAUUUGGUCAACACAAAGAUCUCCGAAAAGCAAUAUACAAUCGAAGUGCUUGGCCUGGUUACAAAGCUGCUGAACGAGAACCCCGAAUACUACACAAUAUGGAACCACCGCAGACGCGUCAUCAUGUCCCUGGUGGCCGCAGACACACCCGCAAAAUCUCCACAUGAUCUGUUGGAGGAUGAUUUACACCUCACGUUUGUGUUGCUGCGAAAGUUUCCCAAGUGCUACUGGAUAUGGAACCAUCGCAACUGGCUUUUGCGCCAGGGGGAGACCUUGAUGGGUGCAGAAGCAGCGCAUAAGCUCUGGUUGGGAGAGUUACAACUCAUAAAUAAGAUGCUGCAUGCAGACAGUCGAAAUUUCCAUGCCUGGAGCUAUAGACGUAUUGCAGUAUCCGAAAUCGAGCGCUUAGUGGCAUCCCCUGAGACUAAAACGACUGAGGAAACUCCCAAGAGCCUCUCUGAGUCCGAGUUUGAAUAUACCACAAAGAUGAUCAAGACCAAUCUCUCCAACUUUUCUGCUUGGCACAAUCGCAGCCAGCUCAUACCCAAGAUCCUCCACGAGCGCAACGCAGACUCCAAGGCGCGCCGCGCUUUCCUUGAUUCAGAACUAUCUUUGAUAUGCGAGGCCAUCAACACUGACCCAUUCGAUCAAUCCAUAUGGUUUUACCACCAGUACCUUCUCUCCGUCAUAUCUCCCUCUUGUCCACCGAAUCGGCUGGUUGUUCAAGACCUGACUGAUGGCGAGCGGCAAAAGUACUACGAUAACGAGAUGGGGUAUAUACGAGAGAUUUUGGAGGACGAGGUGGAUUGCAAAUGGAUAUAUGAGGCGCUCCUCGGGCUCGCAGAGGUGUAUUUGGAGGUCGACGCUGAUACAAAGUCGUUCACAACAAAGGACAUGAGGUCAUGGCUAGACGAGCUGAAGCGGUUGGAUCCGUUGCGGCGGGGACGGUGGGAUGAUUUACAGGGAAGGCUUAGUCUCUGAGUGCCGCUGGUCCAUGAAAGGUGAGAAUCAUCAGGGUUUGCCCUUUGUUUCUUCGUUGCUGUUCUUCAGGGGUAGUGCCUCCUUCUUCGGAUCCCUUUUCCAAGCCCACAAUCCCAGCAUGUUCGACCAGGAGUUGUCAGGUGAUGCGGAGGCAAUAGCUUCUUCCUGCUUAGCUUGAACUUGGCGUUGAGUUGCAGAUACCGCCGUGCUGGUUGUCGCAGGUGUAGGGUUGGCACUGCUCGCAGCAGCAGCAGCGGCAGCUAAUUCUCUGAUACGAGCGCAUGUAAGUGGACGUGUGAGAGUGCGUUCAGAGACUGUGCGUACUGUUGGUACUCGUCAUUCAUCCGUGCUAGCCGUUGUUUCUUGAACUCUCCAUCGAAAGUAGCCACUCCAAUUGAUACACCAACUAUCGUUGCCAAAGCAAUAGGGAGGAUGCGUCCGGCCAUUUUUUGUUAGCUGCUUGUUCAAUGGAGCUGUUCUGUCAAGGCGGAGUUCUG